AUGGGAUUAGCGAGCCUCCUGCAAGCGCUGGGCCCCCCAGUGCAGUCCGUCGAGGAAGAGACAUUCGCGCUGUUCGCGCAGGACCUGCCCCAUGAACAGAACCUCGGCUUCGUCGAUGCCAAGGCCCUCUCCCUCGAGCUCACCGUCGCAGGGCGAGACCUGACCAUACACCAGUCGCCGGCCGUCCUCUCGUCAAACCGCGCCGGGGGCACAACAGGAGCCGUCCUCUGGAAAAUAACCCCGCUCUUCGCGGCCUGGCUCGCCUCGCCCACCAGCAACCCGCUCUUCACGCACGGGAUCCUCUCCGCCACCUCCCUCGUCCUCGAGCUCGGCUGCGGCGUCUCGGGUCUCGCCGCGCUGCUCCUGGCGCCGCACAUCGCGCGCUACGUGCUGACCGACCAGGUGUACGUCGCGCGGCUGGUCGAGCGGAACGUCGCGGAGAACUGGGCGGCCGUCGUAACCGCCGCCGCCAACAGCACCGGCAGCAGUAGUGGUAGUGGCGGUGGUGGUGGUGGUGGGCGCGGGGGAGGCAAGGCGAAACAGGGCAAGCCUGCGAAGGCGGCGCGCCGGGCGGUGGCGUCUGCAUCGUCGACGGAGGACGCGGGAGGAGGAGCAGGACAGAAGAUCGUCUUCACGCCGCUCGACUGGGAGACGGACGCCGUGACGGCAGCGCUGGCUGGCGGUGGCUCGGGCGGGGCCAAGAGCUUCGACGUCGUCGUCGCGUGCGACUGCGUCUACAACGAGGCGCUGAUCGAGCCGUUUGUGGCGACGUGCGCGGAUGUGUGUCGGCUUAGGAUAGCGGACGACGACGAGGAGGAGGGCGGCGGUGACCGUGAGGACGGGGUAGCGGUGGAGGGGCGUGGGGAGAGAAACGGUAGGGGGCUAGGGAUAGGGAGGAGGAAGGGGAAAAGGAACCCCUGCGUGUGUGUGGUCGCGCAGCAGCUGCGGGAUCCGCUUGUUUUUGAGGCCUGGUUGGAGCGGUUUGCGCGAUCGUUUCAUGUGUGGCGGGUGCCGGAUGGGUUGCUGGUAGAGGGAUUGAGAUCUGGGUCGGGGUUUGUGGUGCAUAUGGGCGUGUUGAAAAAUGAGGGUGAUGGCGGGAUUAAUUUGGAGGCGAUAUGA
Molecule: messenger RNA, 1119 nt
Organism: Thermothielavioides terrestris NRRL 8126
Lineage: Eukaryota; Fungi; Ascomycota; Sordariomycetes; Sordariales; Chaetomiaceae
Exons: 3
Coding region: 1-1119 (372 amino acids)
Source: RefSeq, a predicted model, not a curated record